This is a messenger RNA of Oncorhynchus masou masou (cherry salmon), 462 nucleotides long. Its product is annotated as low-density lipoprotein receptor-related protein 3-like. NCBI's taxonomy places the organism in Eukaryota, Metazoa, Chordata, Actinopteri, Salmoniformes, Salmonidae. The annotation marks the transcript as partial. The transcript has 3 exons. Gene Ontology annotation, molecular function: protein binding. The record is from RefSeq and is a predicted model, not a curated record.
AUGUCUCGGGGGAUUGGGUUGACCCAUUGCUUCCCUGGCUCCACUCGCUGCCUGCCCCCCUCGCUGCGCUGCAACGGAGCCCGGGACUGCCCCGACGGCUCGGACGAGGCAGGUUGCCCCGACACGGCCUGCGGGAAACACCUGGGGAACUUCUACGGAGCUUUCGCCUCCCCAGACUUCUUCCGUCCCAACCGCAGCGCCGUGGGGGGGCUGAGAUGCUCCUGGCUACUGGACACUCAGGACCCUAAGCCCAUCGUGUUGCAGCUGGACCUGGGGUUAGGGCCAGGGGACUCCCUCCAUGUCUAUGAUGGGCUGGUCCAGAGAGCAGAGCGCCUCCUGCAGGCCCUGUCGCAUCAUAACAACAGGAGACCAGCCCUGUUAGAAUCCAGUAGAGGACAGAUGAGUCUACAGUACCUGGCCCAACCACUCAGCCCUGGGCAUGGGUUCAACGCUACAUACCAG